AACAGCAAAUUUCUAACCUGUUGAGAGCAAAUAACUGAAAAAGAGAGAAAUCAAACAAAAAGCAACAGCAACAGCAAAAACAACAAUCGAAAACGUGUUAAAACACACGCACACACGCACACUCUCACACCAAAUUCAGAGGAAAAGCGAAGACAGAAGAAAUAAACAGUAGAGCGUAUUAGAGCGAAGAGCCAGUGGUAAAGAAAAUGUGCGCGUCGUUGCGUCGUAAUUUGUUGCUGCAAGGCCUUUUGGCUGUUGUCGUUGUCAUUGGCACGGUGCAGGCCGCCUCCCCGCGCUGGGAACCACAAAUCGCCGUGCUCUGCGAGGCUGGCCAAAUCUAUCAGCCGCAAUAUCUAUCGGAGGAGGGACGCUGGGUUACGGAUCUGAGCAAGAAGACAACGGGCGCCACAUGUUUGCGUGAUAAAAUGGAUUUGCUUGAUUACUGCAAGAAGGCUUAUCCUAAUCGAGAUAUCACCAAUAUUGUGGAGUCAUCGCACUAUCAGAAAAUUGGUGGCUGGUGCCGUCAGGGCGCCUUGAACGCGGCCAAGUGUAAGGGAGCCCAUCGCUGGAUCAAACCAUUCCGUUGUCUAGAAGGACCAUUCCAAUCGGAUGCACUGCUGGUGCCCGAGGGCUGUCUCUUCGAUCAUAUACACAACGCUUCGCGCUGCUGGCCCUUCGUGCGAUGGAAUCAGACAGGAGCGGCCGCCUGCCAGGAGCGUGGCAUGCAGAUGCGCAGCUUUGCGAUGCUACUGCCCUGCGGCAUUUCCCUCUUCUCGGGCGUCGAGUUCGUCUGCUGCCCCAAGCACUUCAAGACCGAUGAGAUUCGCGUGAAGAAGACCGAUUUACCCGUAAUGCCUCCAGCACAAAUCUCCAGCACCAACGACGAACUGAACGCCAAUGAUGAUGAGGACAACAACGACUCGAAUUACUCGAAGGAUGGCAACGACGACGAGCUGGACGACGAAGAUGAUCUGAUGGGGGAUGACGAGGAGGAUGAAAUGGUGGCUGAUGAGGCAGCGGCGGCGGGCACUGGCGUUGGUGCCGAUGCAAAUAGCGGGGCGUUGGAUGACAUCAAUGCGGAGUACGAUAGCGGCGAGGAUAGCGACAAUUAUGAGGAUGAUGGCGCUGGUGCUGAGAGUGAUAUGGGCGGUGCCGAUAGCUGGGAUCAGAAUGGCAGUUCGAGUGGCGUGAAGCCGCCUGUGUUGAAGACCACCUCCUCAUCGCCAGCCACAGUUGUGGCCUCCGCCUCGGCCACAGAUGCGGACAAGUCCAAGACCAUGGAUGCAGAUGCUGCCAUCAAGCUCGAUGCUAAUGUCGUCACCGGCACACCACAGCUUUCGGCUGCUGCUGCUGCCGCCGCUGCGGCUGCAGCUGCUUCAGUCGGUGGUGCUGGCGGUGCUCCUCCGUCAACGGCCCAGCCCACAUCCGAUCCAUACUUCACGCACUUCGACCCCCACUACGAGCAUCAGAGCUACAAAGUAAGUCAGAAAGAAGCCCAACAGCGCCUUGAGGAAUCACAUCGCGAGAAGGUCACCCGAGUGAUGAAGGACUGGUCUGACCUAGAGGAGAAGUACCAGGAUAUGCGACUGGCCGACCCCAAAGCAGCCCAGAGCUUCAAACAGCGCAUGACGGCACGCUUCCAGACUUCUGUUCAGGCACUCGAGGAAGAAGGCAACGCCGAGAAGCAUCAGCUGGCGGCCAUGCACCAGCAGCGAGUCCUUGCCCAUAUCAAUCAGCGGAAGCGGGAGGCCAUGACCUGUUACACACAGGCCCUCACAGAGCAGCCCCCGAAUGCCCAUCAUGUUGAGAAGUGUUUGCAAAAGUUGUUGCGCGCCCUGCAUAAGGAUCGUGCGCAUGCCUUGGCCCACUACCGCCAUCUGCUGAACUCGGGCGGACCCGGCGGUCUGGAGGCAGCCGCCUCGGAGCGACCCCGCACUCUGGAACGCCUCAUCGACAUCGAUCGUGCCGUCAACCAGUCCAUGACUAUGCUGAAGCGCUAUCCGGAGCUGUCUGCCAAGAUUGCACAACUCAUGAAUGAUUAUAUUUUGGCUUUGCGCAGCAAGGACGACAUACCCGGCUCCUCGCUGGGCAUGAGCGAGGACGCUGAGGCUGGCAUACUCGACAAGUAUCGCAUCGAGAUUGAGCGCAAGGUGGCGGAGAAGGAGCGACUCCGGCUCGCCGAGAAGCAACGCAAGGAACAGCGCGCCGCCGAACGUGAGAAGCUGCGUGAGGAGAAGCUGCGCAUGGAGGCUAAGAAGGUCGACGAUAUGCUCAAGUCGCAGCAGGCCGAGCAACAGCAACAGCAGCAGCAGCAAGUCCAGCAACAGCAACAACAACAGCAGCAGCAGCAGCAACAACAACAGCAGCAACAACAACAACAGCUGGACAAGAGCGGCAACAGCAAGGAGAUCAGCGUAGAUGGUGGUCUGGUAACUGCGGCCAAUUUCAAUCUCGAUACGACAAAGAGCGAGAAGGAGUUGGCCGAUGCUGAGUAUGCCGAGGCCACAGUCAGCAGCACCAAGGUGCAGACCGUGCUGCCGACGGUUGAUGACGAUGCCGUACAGCGUGCGGUCGAGGAUGUGGCCGCUGCCGUGGCCCAUCAGGAGGCCGAGCCGCAGGUUCAGCACUUCAUGACACACGAUUUGGGUCAUCGCGAAUCGAGCUUCUCGCUACGUCGCGACUUUGCGCAUGCGCACGCGACCAAGGAGGGACGGAACGUCUACUUUACGCUCUCAUUUGCUGGCAUCGCCCUAAUGGCGGCCAUCUUUGUGGGCGUGGCCGUCGCCAAGUGGCGAACAUCACGCUCGCCACACGCGCAGGGCUUCAUUGAGGUGGAUCAGAAUGUGACCACACACCAUCCCAUCGUGCAGGAGGAGAAGAUUGUGCCGAAUAUGCAAAUCAAUGGCUACGAGAAUCCAACCUACAAAUACUUUGAAGUGAAAGAGUAAAUGGAGCACUUCUACAAUAUAUAUGUAUAACAAUAAUAACACAACAACAACAACAAAUACAUGCACCUAAAAGCAACAGCAAGAUGACGAACAACAAGAAGAAGAAUAAUAACAGCAGCAGCAACAACAACAACAACAAACAGAAGAGCAUGAUGGCACAUCAAGAAGAAAGACGUAAAUUAAACAUAAAGAACACUUUUUUUUGUCGUCAAAAAAGGAGCACAGUUCCGAAGAAAAUAAGCAUCUACUCGUAUAUAUAUAUUAAAGAAAAUGCAAAUGAAAAUGAAAAACGAGACAAACAUGAAAUAAAAACAGAAACGUCAAAGAACAUAUAUAAAACAAGCAAUUACAUUAAGGUAUUUACAUGUUUCAAAAAAAAAAAAAAACCAAAACAAAACCAAAGCAACAAAACAGCAAACAUCUCUAACUCUUUAGCUCACUAGCUCUCUUUCUCUCGCUCGCUAUCGCUCUAUCUCUUUCUCUCUCAACUAAAGAGAAACGCUUCAAAAGACAAAACAAAAACAAACGAGCAGUUGCAAAGGUCGCAGAAAACAUUCUUUUUUUUUUUGUCACACACACACAAUCACACACACAUAGAAGCUUAGUGAAAAAUGAAUGCAAAAUAAACUAGAUGUCAGAGAAUGGUGCAGAGAGUUAAGAAGAAAGAAAGAAAGAAAAUAUAUAUAUAACAAGCAUUUUUAUUCUUUCAUACAUACUCGUACUUACAUAAUACAUACCCGUACAUGCAUAAUACAUAUGUUGUUUUUGUUUAGCAAGUAUUAAGGAAACGAAUAAGUCAAGCAAGCUAAAUGAUAAUUAAAGCAAAGAGAGCAGAAGCUACAAUGGUAAAUGCAAAUUAAUGUGUAAUGAUGUUUAAACAAAACAAAACCAAAAACUUAUCGUGUAAGCCAAAAAUAAGAAAUUGCAAAACAAACAAAGAAAGAAAGAAAGCGCAAAUACAUAAGAAAAAAGGCAGAAGGCAGAAGGAACAAAACAAAAUGCUUUGAGUAUAAUAGCAAAAAGGCUAAAAGAAAAGAGAAAGAUAUUCCUAGUAAAUAAAUUGUCGAAACUCACACUCACACACAUAUUCAUACACUACCUAUACUUUGAAUGGCGGCGCUUGAAUGACGCGCAAAAAGUGUAGCACGCUUUUCAGCGUUUUCCAAACGACCGCUACACACAUACACACACACACACACACACAGCUUAGGAUGGAAGCUAGCAAAAUGAAAAAUACGUAAGCAAAGCAGCUAACACAAACACACACUCACACAUACAUACAUGUGAACCUAAGAGCUACCUACGCGUACUAAUCUCUAUAUAUGAACAUAUAUAUACAUACAUGCAUAUAUACAGCUCUAUAUAUAUAUGGCGAAAAAAUAACAAAAAAUCUAUAUAUGUAU
Messenger RNA from Scaptodrosophila lebanonensis, 4351 nucleotides. It is a transcript of the gene Appl, whose product is annotated as amyloid-beta-like protein. The transcript is spliced from 12 exons. NCBI's taxonomy places the organism in Eukaryota, Metazoa, Arthropoda, Insecta, Diptera, Drosophilidae. Gene Ontology annotation, biological process: axonogenesis; central nervous system development. The record is from RefSeq and is a predicted model, not a curated record. The coding region runs from base 207 to 2948 and encodes 913 amino acids. Gene Ontology annotation, molecular function: transition metal ion binding; heparin binding. Gene Ontology annotation, cellular component: neuronal cell body; neuron projection; membrane.